AUGAAAGUGUGUUAUAGAAGUGUUAUAGUACCCAACCCGGGUACACCAGGGGUUGGAAAAAUCACACUAGGCAAAGAACUUGCAUCAAGAUCAGGACUGAACUACAUUAAUGUGGGUGAUUUAGGUAACGAGAUACAGUUAUUUGAAUGCUAUGAUGACGAGUAUGAUUUUCCCAUUUUAGAUGAAGAUAGAGUAAUUGAUGAGUUAGAAAACCAAAUGAAAAAAGGUGGUGUAAUUGUUGAUUACCGUGGUUGUGAUUUCUUCCCUGAUUACUGGUUUUACACUGUUUUUGUGUGGAGAACAGAUAACAGCAUAUUGUACAAAAGAUUUGAAAUGGCUUAUAAUGAGAAGAAACUACAAGACAAUAUUCAGUGUGAAAAUUUUCAAGUUAUUUAUGAAGAAGUCACGGCCUCCUACAGUGAAGUAGUAUGUCAGUUGCUUAGCAGUAACCCAGAAGAUAUAGAGAAUAAGAUAAACCACAUAUUGAAAUGGAUUGAACAAUGA
This is a messenger RNA of Chrysochloris asiatica (Cape golden mole), 504 nucleotides long. RefSeq names its product adenylate kinase isoenzyme 6-like. Gene Ontology annotation, cellular component: nucleus; cytoplasm. The coding region runs from base 1 to 504 and encodes 167 amino acids. Gene Ontology annotation, molecular function: AMP kinase activity; ATP hydrolysis activity; ATP binding. The record is from RefSeq and is a predicted model, not a curated record. NCBI's taxonomy places the organism in Eukaryota, Metazoa, Chordata, Mammalia, Afrosoricida, Chrysochloridae. The transcript has a single exon.